UUUUCCAGCCCAUUAAAUAACUUUUCCAAUCUACGAAGGAUACGCUCUUCCACACGCCAUUCUGCGUCUUGAUCUCGCAGGCCGUGACCUCACUGAUUACCUCAUGAAGAUUCUGACCGAGCGUGGUUACUCAUUCACCACCACAGCAGAGCGAGAGAUCGUGAGAGACGUGAAAGAGAAACUCGCUUACAUAGCGCUCGACUACGAGCAAGAGAUGGAGACGGCGAACACUAGCUCAUCCGUUGACAAGAAUUACGAGUUACCCGACGGACAGGUGAUCACCAUCGGAGGGGAGAGGUUCAGGUGCCCCGAGGUUCUUUUCCAGCCGUCUUUGGUCGGGAUGGAAGCUGCUGGGAUCCACGAGACGACUUAUAAUUCGAUCAUGAAGUGUGAUGUCGAUAUCAGGAAGGAUCUGUAUGGAAACAUUGUGCUCAGUGGUGGAACCACGAUGUUCCCUGGGAUUGGUGAUAGGAUGAGUAAAGAGAUCACUGCUUUGGCUCCGAGUAGUAUGAAGAUUAAGGUGGUUGCUCCACCGGAGAGGAAGUAUAGUGUUUGGAUCGGAGGAUCCAUUCUAGCAUCACUCAGUACCUUCCAACAGAUGUGGAUAGCAAAGGCUGAGUAUGAUGAGGCAGGGCCAUCUAUAGUCCACAGGAAAUGCUUUUAGAUUACCCUCGCCGUUGGAUGAAAGAUUGUUUCGUAUUGGAAUAUAUGUUCAACGAGUUGGUUUCAGAAUAUUCUUUUCCUUUACUACAUUUGUUUCUUGUUGUCACUCUCUUUUUGUUUCUGCCAUUAAUUUAAAAAAGAGAUUUGGCGUUUUUCAUA
Raphanus sativus (radish) is the source of this 822-nucleotide messenger RNA. Its product is annotated as actin-11. The record is from RefSeq and is a predicted model, not a curated record. Bases 104 to 664 code for a protein of 186 amino acids. The transcript is spliced from 2 exons. Gene Ontology annotation, cellular component: cytoplasm. NCBI's taxonomy places the organism in Eukaryota, Viridiplantae, Streptophyta, Magnoliopsida, Brassicales, Brassicaceae.